Symbiodinium natans is the source of this 3036-nucleotide messenger RNA. NCBI's taxonomy places the organism in Eukaryota, Dinophyceae, Suessiales, Symbiodiniaceae. The record is from the annotation of a GenBank genome assembly.
AUGCUGCCAGUUCUAGCAGCUCUGAUUGCGGUGGCCGGAGCCCAGGCCACUCUGAGCAAUGCCACGAGUUCGCGAGUGCUGCAGGGUUCCCUUGGCAACAGCUCCAACUGGACGGAGAUGGCGAGCUUCAACAACACUCCGGGCAAGCGCUUGCUGCAAGGUACCCUGGGCAACAGCUCCAAUUGGACGGAGAUGUUGAGCUUCAACAACACUCCGGGCAAGCGCUUGCUGCAAGGUACCCUGGGCAACAGCUCCAACUGGACGGAGAUGUUGAGCUUCAACAACACUCCCGGCAAGCGCUUGCUGCAAGGUUCCCUGGGCAACGGCUCCAAUUGGACGGAGAUGGUGAGCUUGAACAACACUCCGGGCAAGCGCUUGCUGCAAGCUUCCCUGGGCAACAGCUCCAACUGGACGGAGAUGGUGAGCUUCAACAACACUCCGGGUAAGCGCUUGCUGCAAGGUACCCUGGGCAACGGCUCCAAUUGGACGGAGAUGUUGAGCUUCAACAACACUCCGGGCAAGCACUUGCUGCAAGGUACCCUUGGCAACGGCUCCAAUUGGACGGAGAUGUUGAGCUUCAACAACACUCCGGGCAAGCGCUUACUGCAAGGUGCUCUGGGCAACAGCUCCAAUUGGACGGAGAUGGUGAGCUUCAACAACACUCCGGGCAAACGCUUGCUGCAAGGUGCCCUUGGCAACAGCUCCAAUUGGACGGAGAUGGUGAGCUUCAACAACACUCCGGGCAAGCGCUUGCUGCAAGGUGCCCUGGGCAACGGCUCCAAUUGGACGGAGAUGGUGAGCUUUAACAACACUCCGGGCAAGCGCUUGCUGCAAGGUGCUCUGGGCAACAGCUCCAACUGGACGGAGAUGGUGAGCUUGAACAACACUCCGGGCAAGCGCUUGCUGCAAGGUGCCCUGGGCAACAGCUCCAACUGGACGGAGAUGGUGCCCUGGCAACAGCUCCAACUGGACGGAGAUGGUGAGCUUCAACAGCACUCCGGGAAGCGAUUGCUGCAAGGUGCCCUGGGCAACAGCUCCAACUGGACGGAGAUGGUGAGCUUCAACAACACUCCGGGCAAGCGCUUGCUGCAAGGUGCCCUGGGCAACAGCUCCAACUGGACGGAAAUGGUGAGCUUGAACAACACUCCGGGCAAGCGCUUGCUGCAAGGUGUCCUGGGCAACAGCUCCAACUGGACGGAGAUGGUGAGCUUCAACAACACUCCCGGUAAGCGCUUGCUGCAAGGUGCCCUUGGCAACAGCUCCAACUGGACGGAGAUGGUGAGCUUCAACAACACUCCGGGCAAGCGCUUGCUGCAAGGUGCUCUGGGCAACAGCUCAAACUGGACGGAGAUGGUGAGCUUCGACAACACCCCGGGCAAGCGCUUGCUGCAAGGUGCCCUGGGCAACAGCUCCAACUGGACGGAGAUGGUGAGCCUUAACAACACUCCGGGCAAGCGCUUGCUGCAAGGUGCCCUGGGCAACAGCUCCAACUGGACAGAGAUGGUGAGCUUCAACAACACUCCGGGCAAGCGCUUGCUGCAAGGUGCUCUGGGCAACAGCUCCAACUGGACGGAGAUGGUGAGCUUCAACAACACCCCGGGCAAGCGCUUGCUGCAAGGUGCCCUGGGCAACAGCUCCAACUGGACGGAGAUGGUGAGCUUCAACAACACUCCGGGCAAGCGCUUGCUGCAAGGUGCCCUGGGCAACAGCUCCAACUGGACGGAGAUGGUGAGCCUUAACAACACUCCUGGCAAGCGCUUGCUGCAAGGUACCCUGGGCAACAGCUCCAAUUGGACGGAGAUGGUGAGCUUGAACAACACUCCGGGCAAGCGCUUGCUGCAAGGUGCCCUGGGCAACAGCUCCAACUGGACGGAGAUGGUGAGCUUCAACAACACUCCGGGCAAGCGCUUGCUGCAAGGUGCCCUGGGCAACAGCUCCAACUGGACGGAGAUGGUGAGCUUCAACAACACUCCGGGCAAGCGCUUGCUGCAAGGUGCCCUGGGCAACAGCUCCAACUGGACGGAGAUGGUGAGCUUCAAUAAAACUCCCGGUAAGCGCUUGUUGCAAGGUGCCCUUGGCAACAGCUCCAACUGGACGGAGAUGGUGAGCUUCAACAACACUCCGGGCAAGCGAUUGCUGCAAGGUACCCUUGGCAACGGCUCCAAUUGGACGGAGAUGGUGAGCUUCAACAACACUCCGGGCAAGCGCAGCUCCAACUGGACGGAGAUGGUGAGCCUUAACAACACUCCGGGCAAGCGCUUGCUGCAAGGUGCCCUGGGCAACAGCUCCAACUGGACGGAGAUGGUGAGCUUCAACAACACUCCGGGCAAGCGCUUGCUGCAAGGUGCCCUGGGCAACAGCUCCAACUGGACGGAGAUGGUGAGCUUCAACAACACUCCGGGCAAGCGCUUGCUGCAAGGUGCCCUGGGCAACAGCUCCAACUGGACGGAGAUGGUGAGCUUCAACAAAACUCCCGGUAAGCGCUUGUUGCAAGGUGCCCUGGUCAACAGCUCCAACUGGACGGAGAUGUUGAGCUUCAACAACACCCCGGGCAAGCGCUUGCUGCAAGGUGCUCUGGGCAACAGCUCCAACUGGACGGAGAUGUUGAGCUUCAACAACACUCCGCGCAAGCGCUUGCUGCAAGGUGCCCUGGGCAACAGCUCCAACUGGACGGAGAUGGUGAGCCUUAACAACACUCCGGGCAAGCGCUUGCUGCAAGGUGCCCUGGGCAACAGCUCCAACUGGACGGAGAUGGUGAGCUUCAACAACACUCCGGGCAAGCGCUUGCUGCAAGGUGCCCUGGGCAACAGCUCCAACUGGACGGAGAUGGUGAGCUUCAACAACACUCCGGGCAAGCGCUUGCUGCAAGGUGCCCUGGGCAACAGCUCCAACUGGACGGAGAUGGUGAGCUUCAACAACACUCUGGGCAACAGCUCCCGCGUGGCGCAGCAUUCUGAAGGUCGAUUCCUCCAGCGCCGGGAAGGGAGCACUGAGUCUUUGCCUUUUCGCGUUCUUCGUAGCCUCGGGCUGAUGUGA